GUCAAAUGACCGUACACAAAGUUGGAAGAAAAUGCAAUAUUUUCAUACAAAAUAUUUCUUCUAUCAAAAUUGUUCUAAAAUAAUAUUUAAAUAAAUAUAUUUUUACACAAUUUGUAAUACAAUUUGCAUAUCUUGAUAGAUGUUGAAUUGAAAAAUGGAAUUUCUUUUUUCUUGUAACAGUUUUGAAAAGGUUCGUUUCGUUCUACGAAUGCAUACAAUGAAAUGAGUACGUUUCAUGCUGGUUCAUACAUUCAGUCAAGUUAACGUUGUUGCUUUGUUUUCGUUUGACCAUGCUAAAGCACAUCAAAUUAUGCUUUGUUGUUAUUCUCAACUCUGUCGCCAAACAUUGCUACGAUAUACAUACAUAUGAACAAUGAAAUUCAUGUUGUUGCCUGCAGUGGCUUGAUUUUGAGAAGAGUUGAAUAUUGGUCGUAAUAUUGAUUCUGUGCAAAAUAUAAAGUAAUAAAUUGAUGGAAUAAGACGUAAAAGUUGCUACGAUUUUGUGUAGAAAAAAAUGCAAUUUUGAUUGCCUAAAGAAAGUGUAGCAUUGAAAUUCGAAUAAAUGAACUUGAAACAAAUAUGGACAGUGAAGGGAGCAACGACACGGGCAAUGCAGCAACCACUGAGCCGAUUGAAAUAAGCGUCAUAUCGAUAGAUACAGUACAGGAUAUGAUAAUAGUUCAACCAGGUGAAAUAAACCAAGCAAACACUGAUUCGAGUCCAAAUCGCAACGAACAAUCGGUUAACAUCGAUAUCAAUAAUCCUACAGUUGAAUCAAGCAACGAAACAGAUGUCACACCUAGUCGAAAAAAGCGAAAAAGAUCACAGUCUCGGAAAUCAGAUUCACCAAAGAAAGCGCCACCACCAUUGGACAAUGAUGAUGACGACGGAUCCACAUGUUCGAUCUGCUUGGAUACAUGGGAGUGUAAGGGUGAUCAUCGCUUGGUCUCAUUGAAAUGUGGCCAUCUGUUUGGAGAGAGCUGCAUCAAACGAUGGAUCCAUGAAUGUCCGGCUCAAUCAAAAUGUUGCCCGACGUGCAAGAACAAAGCAGUGACACGUGAUUUCCGACCAUUGUAUGCAAAACGAAUCGUAGUUGUCGAUAAAAGUGAAGAGUAUCGCCUACAGGAUCUCUACGAAAUAGAAAAAACAAAAAAUGUUGAACUUCAAAGCACAUGCAGCGCCAUCAAACUCGAACUGGCCGUUUUGAAAGAAGAGUAUUCGAAGCUCGAGCUCGAAUGCAAUCGGCUCAAAAAGCACGGAACAUUCCAUGACGCACCGCACACAUCAUCGCACCGUGAAAUUAUGUACAAAAUGUCGAUGCAUAAGAACAUUGACCUCAGUCGGGAGGGUGGCUGCCGUGCCAUGACCUAUGGUCGUCGCAUUCAAACUUUGAUUCUAUCACAAAAGUCAGGUGUUACUCUGUUUCCAGGCUAUGGCGUUCGCUUUGUUAGCGCAUACAAUUUGCAACCGACCGUUUUCUUUCGUAUGUCAACGAAAAUGAUUCGCGAUUUAUCACUGGACAGUGAUGAAGAAUUGCUAGCGGCAGCUUCCCAGGAUAUAAAUGCAUACAUUUACAGUGUUACCAAUAAUACGCCAGUUGCCACAAUCACCCCGUCGACAAGUCAAAUCUGGGCAACGUCAUUUGAUAAAACUCGACCGCGUUACCUCCAUCUCGGCUCCCAGCAGGGCAUCACAUACAUUUACGACGUUCGUAAUUGUAUGUCAUAUGUUGAGCAACUACCAACGCCAGGUGAUUUUAGUCCGGUUAUUGGCAUCCAAUCGAUUCCUGUGUCGAAUGACUUUCGCUUCGGCGGUUUCAUCGUGUGCAAACUGCAAAGUUUGUGGUUCUAUGAAUACACUGGUUCAGAGCGUAUCGAACAAAGCAAAUUGACAGUCGACGGACCAUUCGCUUCUAUUAGCUACGACGACCAAACAAAUGCACUACUCAUUGCCACACGUAUAAGUUCAAAGUAUCCACAGACCCGUCUGAUUGUGGCGAAUUUGUCAAAAAUCGAUCAAACAACAGUAUUACGAACGGUAUGCACAAUUUACGGAUCUCGAACGCAGUCCGUGAUGUCACGCAGCACGCAGAUGACCGUUGGAAAUGACUCGCUCGUUGCAAGCUACUUGCAAGACACGAAAACCGUGAGUAUGUGGAACGCAAAGAAUGGCAUCAAAAUGCAAGGAUUCAACGUUGACGACUGCAUCAUGGACAUGUGUCCGAUGUACUUGAAUAAUGCAGCAUUUUUGGCUACGCUCAGUGACAACAAAUGCCGAAUAUUCCAGGUCAAUUCCGUUUAAAUUAUCUAUUUGCCACAGUUUUGUUUCUUAAGUUUUGAUAAGUUUCCUUCUUCAAUUGAAAAUUGUUUGCGAGUAAUAAGUACGCAAAAGUGCUAAA
Messenger RNA from Sitodiplosis mosellana (orange wheat blossom midge), 2398 nucleotides. RefSeq names its product E3 ubiquitin-protein ligase RFWD3-like. Gene Ontology annotation, cellular component: nucleus. NCBI's taxonomy places the organism in Eukaryota, Metazoa, Arthropoda, Insecta, Diptera, Cecidomyiidae. Gene Ontology annotation, biological process: interstrand cross-link repair; protein ubiquitination. The record is from RefSeq and is a predicted model, not a curated record. The transcript is spliced from 4 exons. Gene Ontology annotation, molecular function: protein binding; ubiquitin protein ligase activity. Bases 580 to 2301 code for a protein of 573 amino acids.